UUCUCUGUCUCACUCUCUCCAUUGCUCUCAAAAAUGUCAGGUCUAUCCCUUGGUGUAGCUCCACCGUCCGAUCAUGUUCAGACGGAGGAGAUCAAGCCAUCAUCAUCAAACCAGAAGCAACCAACGGUGAUGAGCGGUGUGAUGGGAUCCCUCCGUGUGAUUGAGCUCCAACUUGUGGCCUUCAUCAUGGUCUUCUCCGCAAGCGGGCUAGUCCCAUUCCUGGAUCUCAUAUUUCCAGCCUUCGCCUCGGGAUACAUCCUCCUUAUAUCCCGUCUAGCCUUCCCGGCCGUCCGAUCCAGAUCGAACGGCGGGAGGGAAAUCUUCAAUGGUGGUAAGUUGUUCCGCGGCUACGUGGUAAUGGGGACCACUGUUGGAUUGUUCCUCCCGCUGGCAUACGUUUUGGGAGGGUUCGCCCGCGGGGAUGAUCAUGCAGUGCGGUCUGCUACUCCGCACCUUUAUUUGUUAUCGUUUCAGAUACUAACGGAGAACAUAAUAAGUGGGCUGGAGAUAUUCUCACCGCCGGUGAGGGCAAUGGUCCCGUUGUUAUACACAGUGAGAAGGAUUUUUGUGGUUUUGGAUUGGUUGUAUGAUGUUUGUCUUAACAAGACUUUGCCCGCCACCGCCACCUUUCAGGAUGUAGCGUGGAUGUGGUUUGGAAGGGUGUUAGCCAUGGCGAACAUGAUAUACUUUUGCAUCAACCUGUUUGGGUUUCUACUGCCCCAGUUUCUCCCAAGGGCUUUUGAGAAGUACUUCAAGGAAAGGGAUGAGAUCUCUGCAAAGAUGGCUGAAGACAAAAGGGCUAGUGCCCCAAAUAUUCAUGGUGGCAGUCAGGAUCAUGAAGCUAAUAAGUCACAUGAGACUAAGAAAUCUGACUGAAUAAAUGAAUUAAUGCGUGUACUAUUUGCUUAGUUUUGUUUAAUUAGUCACUCACAGCAAUCUUGUGUGCAAAUUAAUGCUAAUAUGCUUUUAUGAGGUUUUUUUUUUGGUGUAAAAGUUAAUGUAUUUUGCUUGAUGGAAGAGUUCGUUUUUUUU
Messenger RNA from Dioscorea cayenensis subsp. rotundata (Guinea yam), 1032 nucleotides. RefSeq lists its product as uncharacterized. Lineage: Eukaryota; Viridiplantae; Streptophyta; Magnoliopsida; Dioscoreales; Dioscoreaceae. The transcript is spliced from 2 exons. The record is from RefSeq and is a predicted model, not a curated record. The coding region runs from base 34 to 876 and encodes 280 amino acids.